AUGUCGACGGUGUACACGGUAAAGAAAGGCCCACGGGAAGCAAUCACGAGCGAUCUAGACGGGACCGAUUCCUCCACAAGUCUCGAUAUUCCAUCUCUAGGCGAGCCCCAAGAAGAACAUCGCUUCUGGUUUCAAAGGGGCAAAAGCUACAACCCCGACGCAAUUGCCACAUUGCCUUCGGUCUUCGAUAACCCGGAUUCAGCAAAAGAAUAUCUUCCUCGUGACGACUGGGAAAAUGUCCACCGAUUCGACCCGUUGGCUCGGUGGACAUGGGGCGAAGAAUACAAGCUAGUGCGCAAGAUCGAUUUGCGCAUCAUGGUGUUUACGUGCAUCAUGUUUAUGGCUUUGGAGUUGGAUCGAUCGAACUUGGCGCAAGCUUUGACAGACAACCUGCUGCCAGAGUUGAAUAUGAACACCAAUGAUUACAACCUCGGAAAUACAGUUUUCAAGCUUUCCUUUCUCUGCGCGGAGCUUCCCUCUCAACUUGUUAGCAAAUGGGUUGGGCCUGAUCGGUGGAUUCCCUCGCAAAUGGUCAUGUGGUCUGCAGUUGCCAUGGGCCAAUAUGCCUUGAAUGGUAGAACGUCUUUCCUUGUAUGCCGGGCUCUGCUUGGCAUUAUACAAGGAGGAUUCAUUCCUGAUGUGAUUCUAUAUCUCUCGUACUUCUACAAACAUCAUGAGCUCUCGCUGCGUCUUGGGUUCUUUUGGACAGCUAUGAACAUUGCUGAUAUUCUGGCUGGAUUUUUGGCUUUUGGACUGCUGCAUCUCCGCGGUGUUCAAGGUCAAUCCGGGUGGCGUUGGCUAUUCUUGUUGGAGGGGCUUCUCACUCUUCUCAUCGGUCUUUCUGCGUUCAUCCUCAUGCCUCCUGGGCCAUGCCAGACUGCCAACUGGGCUCGAGGCAAGUCAGGUUGGUUUACAGAAAGGGAGGAGACCAUCAUUGUGAAUAGAGUCAUUCGUGAUGACCCCAGCAAAGGAACAAUGCACAAUCGAGAGCCCAUCACGCCAAUGCUACUCUGGAAAAGUCUCAAAGAUUAUGAUCUCUGGCCGAUUUAUAUCAUUGGACUCACCUUCCAAACCCCAAUGACAACUCCAAAGCAGUAUCUCACUCUCACCUUGAAGGGUCUGGGCUUCAAUGCCUUCGUGGUGAAUCUUUUGAUCAUCCCUUCCGAGGUACUAUCGAUCAUCUUCCUUCUGCUGAUCACAUAUAUAUCGGAAAUAUCCGGCCAAAUAACCUUGGUAUCGAUGAUCGGCCAGAUCUGGACCCUUCCAUUUGUUAUAUAUUUAUACAUGGUCGAUAUCAACUCGGUUAACAAAUGGGCUGCGUGGGUGGUGAUGACAUUGUUGCUCUCAUAUCCUAAUGCACAUGCGGUUCAGGUCAAUCUGAACUCCCGCAAUUCGAACACAGUUCGGUCGCGUACUGUUUCGGCUGCGAUGUAUAAUAUGUGUGUUCAGUCUUCGGGGAUUAUCGCAUCCAACAUCUAUCGGGCUGAUGAUGCUCCUCGGUACCGAAGGGGAAAUCGUGUCCUAGUCAGCCUUGUUGUCUCGAACAUUUUCAUCUACCUGCUAACAAAGGCCUACUACGUAUGGCGCAACCAAAGCCGCGACAAGAAGUGGAACGCGAUGUCGGAUAACGAGAGAUUGCAUUACUUGGCAACCACUAAAGAUGAAGGAAAUAAGCGACUAGAUUUCCGGUUUGCACACUGA
Molecule: messenger RNA, 1701 nt
Organism: Penicillium brevicompactum
Lineage: Eukaryota; Fungi; Ascomycota; Eurotiomycetes; Eurotiales; Aspergillaceae
Product: putative MFS transporter
Exons: 7
Coding region: 1-1701 (566 amino acids)
Biological process (GO): transmembrane transport
Cellular component (GO): membrane
Molecular function (GO): transmembrane transporter activity
Source: RefSeq, a predicted model, not a curated record